Strongylocentrotus purpuratus (purple sea urchin) is the source of this 6838-nucleotide messenger RNA. It is a transcript of the gene ddx11, whose product is annotated as ATP-dependent DNA helicase DDX11. Gene Ontology annotation, biological process: nucleobase-containing compound metabolic process; establishment of sister chromatid cohesion. NCBI's taxonomy places the organism in Eukaryota, Metazoa, Echinodermata, Echinoidea, Camarodonta, Strongylocentrotidae. The coding region runs from base 400 to 3156 and encodes 918 amino acids. Gene Ontology annotation, cellular component: nucleus. Gene Ontology annotation, molecular function: DNA binding; hydrolase activity, acting on acid anhydrides, in phosphorus-containing anhydrides; ATP binding. The transcript has 22 exons. The record is from RefSeq and is a predicted model, not a curated record.
GGAAAUACGGAAGUAAUCAAAUAGUACCGUAAUCAUAACUCAUAUGCAUGCAUGCGCUAUGCAUAUGCGAGAAACAAAAAUCAACGGAUUAGCAGGGCUCAUGACGCCAGCGCUGCAGGCCUAGGGUCAGUUAGUUAGCUAGCUAGGCUGUACAUGUACCUACCGCGCCAGGUAUCUGUCAGUGUCGCUCGAUAUAGAUCUACAGUGUGUAGCUGAGACUUCACUACCGACUUUGUGACUGAAUCUGACUCUGAGAUAGGUCUACUCUAGUCUACUUUGCAUCAUCCUGUCAUCGACAUCGAGGCCAGGACCUAGCUAGCGCUAACCUGGGCUAAGACUAAGUCUGAAUCCUAGAUCUGGAUUUAAUCUGAUACUACUGAUAGGACAAGAAAGAAGAUCAUGAAUGAAUCAGAAAGGAAGACUGACAUGGAGGAGAAGCAGGAUGAGGGAGAAGGACCGGUCAAGUUUCCAUUCCCCUUCCCUCCGUACCCAAUACAAGAAGACUUCAUGAAACAUCUGUACGAGGCACUGGAUGGUGGCAAGAUUGGUAUCUUUGAAAGCCCUACAGGAACAGGAAAGUCUCUGAGCCUUAUUUGUGGAGCACUUAAAUGGCUGACUGAUCAUGAGAAACAAAAACAGGUGGAGUUGGAAGCAUUGAUGGAACAGCAGCAGAGUGAGGCUCAUGAACAAAGCAAUGGAACUACGCAGUCAUCAGGAGCUCCUGAUUGGGUUAUGGAGUUUGAGUCAAAGCGAGAUCAGAUGGAGAAAACGACCAAGCUCAUGGAAGAGAGAGAAAAGAAGCUAAAGAGAGAAGCCAAGUUGGAUAAACUGAAGAAUGACCUUCGUCAGAGAUCUUCAUUCAAGCGAAAGAGACUCUCAACCACGGAUGAGACCGUAGGCCUGGACAAAGAGCUUGAUGAUAAAGAUAAACGUCAAGGAGCUGGAGAUGCUCCUCCUGGAGAAGAGGAUGAUGUUGAUGAUCAUCUAGUUGCUGAUUACCAUAGCGAUGGGGACAGUGCUGAAUCAGAAGAAGAUGAGGAAAAGGACGAGAUAGACGAACCUGAAGAGAUAACCAAGAUCUUUUACUGCAGCAGGACCCACUCUCAGCUGAGUCAGUUUGUCCAUGAGGUUCAGAAGAGUCCUUACCAUGACGACGUUAAGGUUGUGACCUUAGGGUCAAGACAGAAUCUCUGCAUCAACGAAGCAGUGAAGAAGCUCCGAUCCAUGACCCUUAUCAAUGACAGGUGUCUAGAGAUGCAGUCCAAGAAAAAGCCGGCAGCCAAGAAAGACGAUGAUUCCACCACCAAACCGAAGCGAAAGCGCUCCAAGCAGUCCUUAAAGGCUUGCCCUCACUUCAGUCAAGGUCAGCUGAGUCUCUACAAGGACAGGGUCGCGGUAGAGGUCAUGGACAUGGAACAGCUCGGGAAGGUCGGCAAGGAAUUGAAGGCUUGUCCAUACUACGGCACUCGCUAUGCGGUUCCCAAUGCCCAGUUGGUUGUCCUGCCAUACAACAUCCUCCUGCACAAAUCAACAAGGAAGGCCUGCCGUAUCAAUCUCAAAGGCAACAUCGUCAUCAUAGAUGAAGCCCAUAAUCUCAUCGAGACCAUCUGCAAUGUUCAUAGCGUUGAGGUCACAGGAGCACAGCUUUGCAGAGCUCAUUCACAACUGAGUCAAUACAUGCAGAAGUUUAAGAGCCGGCUCCUUGCCAAGAACUUGAUGUACAUCAAACAGCUCCUUCAGAUCCUCUCCAGCUGGGUCCGUCAGCUUGGAGGGAGAACCGACUCGGCUCCAGACUCCCAGAAGCUGAGUGGAUCUGGCUCCACCUCCGUCUUCACCAUCAAUAAUUUUCUCUUUGAGACACAAAUGGAUAACAUCAAUCUCUUCAAGCUGCAAAGGUAUUGCCAAAAGAGUCAAAUCUCCAGAAAGUUGAAUGGAUUUGUUGAGAGAUAUCAACCACUUUCGGUCAAAGUUCAUCAACCUGAGAAACCUAAGGGAUCUGGUAUGACCCAGUUCUUACAUCAAAUCAGCAAGAGAGAUCAGGCUCCAAGUCAGAACCAACCCCCAACUCCAGAUAAGUCAGGUGAUGACGAGACUCAUGUUUUUUCCUCUCCCUUGAUGCACAUCGAGGGUUUCCUCCUAGCUCUCACCAACGCAAACAAGGAUGGACGAGUAGUCGUUAACAAGAAAGAACUAGUGAGCCAGUGUAGCCUCAGGUUCCAGCUUCUCAACCCUGCUGUUCACUUCACUGAUGUAGUAAAGGAGGCUAGGGCCAUCAUUGUUGCCGGGGGAACCAUGCAACCGGUAGAAGAUUUCAAGCACCAGCUCUUUGUCUGUACCGGGGUUCAACCGGAAAGGAUAUUGGAAUUCUCAUGUGGUCAUGUGAUUCCUCCUGAGCACCUGCUACCAAUCUCCCUAUCCAAGGGACCGACGGGAUUAGAGCUAGACUUCACAUAUCAGCACAGAGAUCUGCCUCAAAUGAUGGAUGAAGUAGGGCGUAUCCUGGUCAACAUCUCCAACAUUGUACCCGGGGGCGUGGUCUGCUUCUUCCCCUCCUAUGACUAUGAGAAGCAGAUCUACCAGUACUGGGAAUCUCACGGUGUCCUCACUAGACUAGGCCAUCGUAAGAAGAUCUACAGAGAACCAAGGAAGGCCAAUCAGGUAGACCAGGUCCUGGGCCAGUACUCUGCAACCAUUGAGAAAGCAUGCAGUGGCUGUACGCUUUCAGGCCUGAAUGGUGCAAUGCUGUUCUGUGUGGUCGGAGGAAAAAUGAGCGAAGGCAUCAAUUUCUCUGAUAAUCUAGGAAGGUGUAUUGUGAUGGUUGGUCUUCCCUACGCAAACAUCAAGUCACCAGAAUUGAAGGAGAAAAUGGACUACCUCAAUGCAAACAUGCCUCAGAUCAAUGGGCGCAGUGCUGGUCAAGUCCACUAUGAUAACCUGUGCAUGAAGGCAGUCAAUCAGUCCAUAGGCCGAGCUAUACGUCACAAGGGAGACUAUGCUAGCAUGCUGCUGUUAGAUCAUCGCUACACUAGACCUUCUAUCAGGUCCAAACUACCAGCAUGGAUCUCUGAGAGGCUACAGGUCGCUUCUCGCUUCGGUCCUGCCUUCGCCUCUAUCAAUAAGUUCUUUGUGGACAAGAGACCAGACAAGCUGGAGUAGUGCAAUCACAGUGCUGGUGUUUAAAGGGAGUAGGGCAUGACGAGACUACGUGUCUUUCCGUGGCCUGACUACGGACGACGCAACCACAGCAAUCACGUGCAUGCAACAUACGCGAAAGUAAAGCGUGAGGAUAACAUCGGUCUGUUUUGCGAGCUGUAGUGCUUGCUAACCAUGUAGAGAUUAAGUCUCUGACUACCGUUAAUCAAGUCCAUUCGUUUACGUGCAGUUGUCCAAAAGAAGAUGGAGAUGACUUUUACCAGUCUUUACCAAGCCACACUCCCUUUAAGAUGAGGACUUAUCCCCAAAGAUGUAAAACUUGUGUUCACAAAAUUAUUUUCUGAAUAUUUUUUUGUUUAAUCCUGUUUGUUUCACUCAGAAUAAUGAGAUUUGAGACAUGAUUGUACGUUCAGAGUAUCAUGUUAUUAUGCACCAAUAUAUUUAUGUGUCUGGACCCCGCCCAGGUAUCCAUACUUGUGAUCGGGAUAUCUUUAAAUCGCAGUAGUCCCAUAACAUUUCCCUUCCUUAUAAAAAGAAAAAGAAUAGUGUUUCCUUCAAUCUUUAUUAAUAUUAUUUGCUUUAAGCAAACAAAAUAAUAAUUUGUUUGAGGCUUUUCUAUUUUGUUUUUUCUUUUGUCUCCUUUUUCUUUUUUUACAAAUUUUUCAAAUUUCUAUAUCCCAAUCACAUUUCAUUCUGUAAUACCAUACAUUAAAUAAAAAUGAUGAGCAUUUGAGAUAAAAUAAAAUAUGAACAUAAGAGUUCUUCGUUCCAUUUGUAAAGUCAUGGAAUGGUCAACAGUAAUGAGGAAGUCCUCGAUCUGGAAUGUGGAGAGGUCCUGCGACACAAUACUUCAAGGCCGGCUCGUGCGCCAUCAUGAGCUCUUUCUGUUGCUUUGGCUGGAAAGCAUUGCAGGUGCUGCAUUGGGUCACCUUUUCCUUCACUUCCUACUGCAUGCCAGGCCAGAACAGGACAUCUCAAGCUCGUCGAACACAGGUAUCAACUCCUAGAUGACUGCUGUGCACCCUGUUCAGCAUCAGGGCUCUCAUGGCGGUUGGUACGAUAACUUUCAUGCCCAUGUACAGAACACCGUUCUGUACAGUUAUCUCAUCCCAGAACUGGUAAUAUCCUCUCACCACCACAGACACUUCAUCUCUCCGUUCAGGCCAUCCAUUCAUUACAAUGGAUGUCAGAGUUUGAAGGGCGGGUUCUCUUAAUGUCUCUUUCUGCAGCUGUAGUGAUGUGGCAUCACGUAUCCUGACAUCAUUUGUCUGGUUGAUCCAUUCAAUCUCACCAUAGAUCCUGUCGCAGCUCUCUGUGUCAGGCAGGAAAGCUCUACUCAACCAGUCUGCAAUCAACAUAUCCCUGCCUGGACAGAAUGUUAGCUCAAUGUCAUACUUCUGCAUUCUCAAGAGCAUUCUCUGGAGGCAUUUCGGGGCACUGUUCAAAGCCGUGCUGAGUAUCGGCACCAAGGGCUUGUGAUCUGUCAUGAUUGUCACCUUCCUUCCUUGAUGUGCAGGAGACUGACUGUCCAUUCUGGAGCAAUGUAGCUCCAAGCCCCUUCUCUGAUGCAUCGCACUGGAUUGUCACCACAUCCUUCAGAUUGUAGUAUUUCAAGAUUGGAGUUUCUGUCAUAAGGCUUCGUAGCUUGUUGAGGGGUUUCCUCAAUUUGAGCAUAGUUUUGUUCUGUUUUUGUCAGAACCCUUGAUGUGUAGGAGACUGGCUGUCCAUUCUGGAGCAAUGACGCUCCCAGCCCCUUCUCUGAUGCAUCACACUGGAUCGUCCCCUAAUCCUUCAGAUUGUAGUAUUACAAGACUGGAACUUCUGUCAUAAGUCUUUGCACCUGGUUAAGGGUUUCCUCAUGGUCCUCCCUCCACUCAAAGUGGACACCUCUGUUAGUAAGCCUUCUCAAAGGUUCAGCUACGUCUGGUAAUCUAGGCAUGAAUCUGGACAGGUAUGUGACACUUCCAAGAAGGCAUUGAACUCCCUUCUUGUCAGUAGAGCCCGGCAUCUCCAUUACAGUCUUCACCUUCUUAGGAUCUGGUUUGAGACUAUCACUCAUCAGUAGAUGUCCCAUGUAUGGCACUUCACUGAGGCAUAGUCUGAGGUUCUUGUUGUUGUUUAAAGUCAGUCCGACCGCUCUUGCCCGUGCCAAGAACUUCCGGAGAUUCCUAUUGUGGUCCGCCAGGGCUUCUUCAUUUGUAGCACCACUGCCAUAUACUAAGAAGACAUCUGCCACAACAUCAAUUCACAUUUAUUUCAUUUACAGAAAGUGUGAAAAAAAUGUAUUUACAUAUUCAUUUUUUCUUGGUAACUAUACAAAUACACUUUACACAUAAUAAAAUUAUUACAAGAAAUUCUUAACUUCUGAGGAAAUGGGGGAUCCAUUAAAAAGCAGUGCUUGCAGUUUGUGGAUUCCCCUCAACACCACACCACACAAGCCUUCUAUGAUUUCAUGUAACUCCUCGGGUGCUGUACAUAUGCCAAAAGGCAUCCGAGUCCAUCUGUAAAGACCAAAUGAAGUUGCGAAUGUCGUUGCUCCUUUCUGUCAGCUUUACCUGCCAGAAUCCGCCCUUCGCAUCUAACACAGAGAACACCUUGGCUUCUGCAAGCUUUGGCAGUAUAUCAUCCAUCGUUGGCAUGAGAUAAUGAGGUCUCUUUAAGGCUCUGUUAAGAUCUCGCGGGUCAAGACAGAUUCUGAGCUUGCCUCGUUUCCUGACCCAGUCUGUAGGUACUGACACCUUCAAAAUGCCUCUCUACUCUAAUUCAUUAAGCUUCAGCUUCAGUUUUCCUUUCAGAGGCACCACCACCUCCCCGGCUAGACCAUAAAAAACAUCUGCAUAGUCAUCGAUGAUAGCGUUGUCUUCCACUAUGGUGACUUCAUUGGAACUAUCGACCGUGAUCAGUCACAUAUAAAUAGAUGUCUUGCUAGACAAGAGGGGCAUGUGCUCACAUCAAUGAUCUUUAAUAAACGUAACAUACAUACAUGCAUACAUACAUACAUAUUAAAAUUUAUAUAAUGCCUUUACAUAAACAUGCUCAAAGCGCUUUACAUAAGUAAAUAAAACCGAAUAAUUAUCAAUAUACUGUACUCCCAAAUUCGAUGCACAUAUUCAGCAUUGCAAAAUUAAUUUCCUCCUUCCAGGUAGCACUUCAAACAUCAGCGCAAGCCUCUUUUACAAAUUUCCCCCCGUAGAUCAGACUCCUGACACCAUGUUUCACUCAGAAUAACGAGAUUUGAGACAUGAUGGUAUGUUCAGAAUAACAUGUUAUUUUGCAUGAAUUAUAAAUAUGUGUCUGGACCCCUAUCAAGUAUCGAUACUUGUGAUCGGGAUAUCUGUAAAUCACAAUUGUCCCAUAACACUGUUGAUGACAUGUUAUCCUUGUUUUCCACUGUUAUGAAUGGAAGAUUUAAGAAUCUUCGCGAAAAAUAUAAUCUUGAUCUAUUUUUUUCAGUCAUUUGAACUUUAUAUGUUGCACAUUUCAUUCCAAAUCUACAAUCGAAGACAACUGCACAAAGAAUGAUUUCAUGAGAUUACCUUGUUUGAAAUAUCUAUUUGUUUCAUUUUACUUAGCGAAAAGGAGAUUCUAAUUCAUUUUAGUUUUAAUUCUUUUGAAGUUAUUAUGGGCUACUCUUCUGUUGAUGCUUUGUUUUUCUUGAUUUUUCUUUCAGCUCAUUCAAUAGGGA